Contarinia nasturtii (swede midge) is the source of this 2007-nucleotide messenger RNA. Its product is annotated as atlastin-like. The annotation marks the transcript as partial. The record is from RefSeq and is a predicted model, not a curated record. NCBI's taxonomy places the organism in Eukaryota, Metazoa, Arthropoda, Insecta, Diptera, Cecidomyiidae. The transcript is spliced from 8 exons. Gene Ontology annotation, molecular function: GTPase activity; GTP binding.
AUGAAGUUCGCAGCAAUAAUUCCGUGUGCUCUUUUACUAUUCGGCGUUGUGAUUGGUGCCGAUAUGGUGGAGCAUAGUAUUCAAAUUAUAUCUCCAAAUAAAAACCAUUCGUUUGUAUUGGAAAUAGACGAAUUGAAAACAGUGUUAGAAGCUGAUGCCAUCAAAGAUCGUGAUGUGGUUGUUAUUUCUAUUGCCGGUGCUUUUCGACAGGGCAAAAGUUUUUUGCUCAAUUUCUUUUUGAAAUAUUUAGAGGCGCAGUAUAAAAAGCACGAUGUGUUGGAUUGGCUUGGUGAAAAUAAAGAGAACAGUACAUUGUCUGGUUUCGAAUGGGCGAGUGGUCGAAAGCGAAAAACCGUUGGCAUUUGGAUGUGGUCGGAAAUUUACACACAUGACUUCGAAAACGGUGAAAAAGUGGCAAUCAUUUUACUUGAUACUCAAGGAAUUUUCGAUGAUCAAACAAGUGUUAAAGAAUGCACAACAAUUUUUGUAUUGAGCACCAUGAUUUCAUCCAUUCAGUGCUAUAAUUUAAUGCAAAAUAUCGGAGAGGAUGAUUUGCAACAUCUGCAAUUGUUCACCGAGUAUGGAAAAGUGGCUCUACAACAUACGAACACAAAACAAUUUCAAAAACUAUUGUUCAUUGUCCGUGACUGGCCAUAUCCAGAAGACACUUAUUAUGGAUGGCGUCAAGAAAUAAUCGAUGAAAUACUCGAUGGAAAUGACGAACAAACGGACGAUAUGCAACAAUUGAGAAAGGAAAUCAGAUCAAGUUUCGAUGAAAUUGGUGCAUUUUUAAUGCCACAUCCUGGCAUGACUGUUGCACGAAAAAAAAACUUCAACGGUUCUUUGAAACAGAUCGACCCUGAGUUUUUGAAAUUUGCUAAAGAAUUGUCGCAAGAUCUAUUCGCUCCGGAAAAUUUGCUUAUUAAAAACAUUAAUGGCCAAAAUGUACGGGCUCGCGAUUUGGUCCACUACCUACGCGAAUAUACGAAUUUGUUCAAUAACAAUACAUUACCUGAACCACAACCAAUGUAUGAGGGGAAAGCCAAAUUGCACAACGAAAAAAUAUGUUUUGAACUAAAGGAACAGUUCAAAAACAGAGUAUUAGUGCAGAUUAAUAAUGCAAAUUCCACAUUGAGUAAUGGUAUUUUGCCUGGUGUUCAAGAUUUUCUAAAACAGUUUGACUCCAGGAAAAUGGGUGACGUCGAUGUUUCUGGUGUGAUGCGAGAUCAAUUUGAAAACGCUUUAUAUGAUUUUCUAUCCAUGGUGAAUCAGGCAUUUGAGACGCAUAACGACUCUAUCAACGAAUAUAAUAACUUUAUGACGAAGAGCAUUAAUGGGAUUGAAACUUAUUUCAAGCAAAAUAAGCUCAAAGAUAUUCAUGAGUUAGCGAAAGAAAACUCAAAAUCACAGAAAAGUGCGAAUGAGCACAAUGAAAAACUAAGCGUGGAACUAAUAGACACUAUUAAACAAAGUGUUGGUGUGGCACUUGAUACAUUCGGAAGAAUACUGGAUGAAAAUGAGUUUGGUAAUGUGACUAACAAAAUCGAAAGAGCUGCCAUUCAAGAUUUUGAUUUGAAAAAAAUCGAUGACGGAGAAGUCGCAGUUCGUGAAAAACUCAUACAAAAAGUGGAUGUCAUACAUUCUGAACUGCUCAACAUUGUUCAUGCAUAUAAUAGAUAUUUGAAACAGUAUAAUCAUUCAAUGGAAGAAUAUAUCGAAAAAUCUUCUUCAUAUUUAAAACGCGAUGAACUGAUAGAACUUCAUCGUGAUACGAAAAAGCAAUCAAUCGACAAGUUUGAGGCGGCUUCUCUUGGAAACUAUGAAGAUAUUUCAACCGUUUUACAAAGAAAACUUGAUAAAGAAAUAGAAUGCCAAAACUUAAUUAAUUCCUUGGUUAAAAAUGCUGGAGAAGAAUGGUUGGUGGAAAUAAAAAGACCAGCAGCGGCUUGGGGUGAUGAAGAGUUAAAUGAGAAAUUUAAAUCGUGGAAGGAAACUAUUUUUAGAAGU